AUGUCGAUAUCGCUUAUGGACAAGAAACUACAGCAGAUAAUGGAAAAGUUAUCACAUACAAUAGACUUUACGAGUCGCCUGCUAAAGUUUGCCAACGAAGCGGAAAUACUGGUUUUCAAGAAAUUGCUCGAAAACCGUCUCCAAGCGAUUUUCAACUACAACCCCGACGUCAGCAGCAUCAGUCAGCACGGCAUCGAAUUUGUGCCGAAUCUGCAGGCUGCACGCAUGUCGUUGGUGAACACGUUUGGCUAUGUGCGACAGAGCCAAGAGUUACCCAAUUUUGGCAAAAGUGUGCUCCCUCCCAUCUCACGCCCUUUAAUUCCCGGAAGCAUUUCCAAUGGAGGACAGCCAAAUGCUCAGAGCCCCGUUAAUCCCAUGAAUGCAAGUUUGUCUCUCUCUGUAACAAACCACUUAUUACCGUCGUUGACGACGGGUACUGACACAUUGUCGCAAAUAAACGCCGCCGCCAACGAGAACGCCGCAGCAUUAGUAAAUGUUUAUUGCCAGUCAGCCCAUGCGUACAGUGAUUCUAACUUGCUUCAGAGUAAACAGUAUGGCGAUUCGUCACAGAGCCUCGGGCCGUUUUCAACCCUUGGCACUGACUAUAACUAUGAGAAAUGGUCAAACGCCAGCACGGAGCUGUACAGCCAAAACGGCAGCGGCUUGACGCCGUCCGUGCAGAGCAUGAUGUCCGCUGAAAAUAUGUACGGGCCGAUGUCAAUACCGGCCGACCACAGCGGCAACUCGCCACAGGUGGUCGAGUUGAACGCGAAGCUGAUCAACAACCCGGUCAUGUUCUUUCCACCGAAGGCACAGAUCAAGCGCCACAAGAUGAUCUAUCAUUGUAAAUUCGGGGAGUUCGGGGUGAUGGAGGGACAGUUCACGGAACCGAGCGGCGUAGCGGUCAAUGCGCAGGGAGACAUAAUUGUGGCUGAUACGAACAACCAUCGCAUUCAGAUAUUCGACAAAGAGGGCCGGUUCAAGUUUCAGUUCGGAGAAUGUGGCAAGAGGGACGGUCAGUUGUUGUAUCCAAACAGGGUGGCUGUGAACCGAGUAACCGGCGACAUCGUCGUUACCGAACGCAGUCCAACGCACCAGAUCCAGGUGUACAACCAAUACGGUCAGUUCUUGCGUAAGUUCGGCGCAAACGUGCUACAGCACCCGCGCGGUGUGACCGUUGACUCGAAGGGACGCAUCGUGGUGGUCGAGUGCAAGGUGAUGCGCGUCAUCAUCCUGGACAUGUUCGGCAACGUGCUUCAGAAGUUCAGUUGCUCGAAGUACCUGGAGUUUCCGAACGGCGUCGUGACCAACGACAAGCAAGAAAUAUUCGUGUCCGACAAUCGCGCCCAUUGCGUCAAGGUAUUCAACUACGACGGCGUGUACAUGCGCCAGAUCGGCGGCGAGGGCCUCACGAACUACCCGAUCGGCGUCGGUAUCAACCACCUCGGCGAAAUCAUCAUUGCCGACAAUCACAACAACUUCAACCUCACAAUAUUCCAGCAAGACGGCACGCUGGUGAAUGCGCUCGAGUCGAAGGUGAAGCACGCGCAGUGCUUCGACGUCGCCCUGCUCGACGACGGCUCAAUCGUGCUGUCCAGCAAAGACUAUCGCCUUUACAUCUACCGCUAUGUCCAGGUCCCUCCGAUGUUCAUGUAG
Soboliphyme baturini is the source of this 1656-nucleotide messenger RNA. The record is from the annotation of a GenBank genome assembly. NCBI's taxonomy places the organism in Eukaryota, Metazoa, Nematoda, Enoplea, Dioctophymatida, Soboliphymatidae.